Drosophila obscura is the source of this 1879-nucleotide messenger RNA. It is a transcript of the gene Ent2, whose product is annotated as equilibrative nucleoside transporter 1. Lineage: Eukaryota; Metazoa; Arthropoda; Insecta; Diptera; Drosophilidae. Gene Ontology annotation, molecular function: nucleoside transmembrane transporter activity. The transcript has 2 exons. Gene Ontology annotation, biological process: nucleoside transmembrane transport. Gene Ontology annotation, cellular component: plasma membrane. The record is from RefSeq and is a predicted model, not a curated record. Bases 350 to 1708 code for a protein of 452 amino acids.
CCCAUCUCUAGUCCUCCAUAGAGCUACCUUAAAAUACCCUGACGUAAAAUUCACGCGUGGGUACUAGUCUGAGUCUAACAAAUCAGCGAUAGGAAGCACGUAAUCUUUGGGAAUCCAAUCUGUUUUGUAAUCACGGACAUCAGACAGAGCAUCUGAGGUGCAACAGCAGGAAAGAGUUCCGAAGGGAAAGGGAAAAGUCAAACCUUCCCGCCCUUCUACCGGCUUGGCGUCCCUCGCUAGUCAGCAAAAUAACUGACCGUGCAAGUUUUUGUGCUGCGGUAUACGCCCCAAUAAUUGCUGUCGCCCGCAUAACCAGAGCAGCGUCGAGCCGAACAGAAGCCACGCAGCAAUGUCCGAAGGAAAAUCAGAGAAGCUGCCUUUUAUUGGCAAGCAGCAACCAAAGCCCGUGACACUAAAUCCUUCGUGGGAGUCGGAACUGCCGCCAGCCGAUUCGAAUGGCAAGGGUUCGAUGCUGGGCCUGACGCCCAAGGAUAAGUACAAGAUUGUGUUCUUCAUCUUUAUGCUGCACGGACUGGGUACGCUGAUGCCCUGGAACAUGUUCAUCACAGCCAAGUCCUACUUCGAGGACUUCAAGCUGGGCGCGAACAACACGGUGCCGACGGAGGUCAACUACAGAAGUACCUUCAUGCAGAAUAUGGGCUUUGCCUCGCAGAUUCCCAAUCUCCUCUUCAACUGGCUGAACAUCUUUGUGAACUUUGGCGGCGACCUGACCAGCCGGAUAGUGUAUAGCAUCAUCUUUGAGAUUGUCAUCCUGCUGGUGACCAUUGUCCUGGCUAUGAUGGACUCGUCCCAGUGGCCGGGCAUAUUCUUCUGGGCCACCAUGGUAAGCAUUGUGUUGCUGAACGUCUGCAAUGGCAUCUACCAGAACACCAUCUACGGCAUCGUGGCCUCGCUGCCCAUCAAAUACACGGGCGCCGUUGUCCUGGGCUCCAACAUAAGUGGCGUGUUCACCACCUUGAUGUCCAUCGCUUGCACCGCCUUCUUCGAUUCAAAAAGGACAUCGGCCAUCUAUUACUUUGUGACGGCGAUUGUGAUUCUCCUGCUGUGCUUCGACACCUAUUUCGCGCUGCCAGUGAACAGGUUCUUUAGGCACUACGACCAGCUCAGCCAGAGCAAUGAGAAGAAGUCCGACUCGAGGGCAGAGCUUAAUAUUCCCUACUGGCAGAUCUUCAGGAAGGCCUCGCCUCAGCUCUUUAACAUCUUUCUGACAUUCUUUGUGACCCUCUCGGUCUUCCCGGCCAUCCAUGCCAACAUUAGACCCACGGACGCAGACUUCUUCAUCUCCAAGGACUACUUCACCUUAAUAACUUGCUUCCUCACAUUCAACGUGUUCGCUAUGCUGGGCAGUCUGACCACCUCCUGGGUGCAAUGGCCCGGUCCAAAGUAUCUGAUUGUUCCCGUGGCUCUGCGCGUGGUUUUCAUUCCCCUGUUCAUCAUGUGCAACUAUUUACCGCCAGAUAUGACAAGGACCCUCGAAGUGUACUUCCCCAACGAGUGGGUCUAUUGGGGUUUUGCCGUCGUAAUGUCGUACAGCUCGGGUUACUUGAGUUCGCUGGGCAUGAUGUAUGCACCCCAGACUGUGGAUGCCAAGCAUCAGAUAACUGCCGGCAUGUAUGCGGCCGCAAUGCUGAUUACAGGCAUAUUCUCUGGGGUCAUGUUCUCGUAUCUGGGUCCAUUGUUCUUAUAACAUCGGUCAAAGCUUCACUGCCUAGCAUGCCGCCUACUAAUACUAAUACUAAAAUGAUCUUGUUAACUUUUCUUCAUGCUAUUAUUAUCAUAUUUGCAUUCAUUAAACAUAUUGUCGUUGUGACUAAUCAUUUUAUACUAACUUCAUUGAAUAAUAAAGAUUUUUACUGGG